Sinocyclocheilus rhinocerous is the source of this 1237-nucleotide messenger RNA. RefSeq names its product XIAP-associated factor 1-like. The transcript is spliced from 8 exons. Gene Ontology annotation, molecular function: zinc ion binding. The coding region runs from base 109 to 894 and encodes 261 amino acids. NCBI's taxonomy places the organism in Eukaryota, Metazoa, Chordata, Actinopteri, Cypriniformes, Cyprinidae. The record is from RefSeq and is a predicted model, not a curated record. Gene Ontology annotation, cellular component: mitochondrion.
UGUUAUUUACGAUAUCUGUUAAGUUUCGGUUCCACUUUCUGUUCUGGAUAAGUGAAAUUAUCAUCCCCAACACAAGUAGUGUUAGUAACCACUCAUCCCACUCUAACUAUGGACGAAGAAGAGCUGAUUUUAUGUACUCACUGCAAUAAAGAGGUGGCGAAGGCAAACUACGACCUGCAUGAACCACACUGUAAGAGGUUUCUGUGUAUAUGCCCUGACUGCGAUGAAACUGUGCCUCGAGAUCAACUGGAGGAGCAUAAAACCGAACAGCACACAGAGGUAAAAUGUAAGAUGUGCAAUAAAAAGAAGGAGCGAAGGCAUCUGUUGGAUCAUGAGAAAGACGAGUGCUCCGAGAGGCCUCAGAUCUGUGAGUUUUGUCAGCUUGAGCUUCCUCUCAGCAGUCUAAAAGUGCACAAAGUGUCCUGUGGGAGUCGCACAGAACGCUGCUCUGACUGUGGCCGGUACGUUAAACUGAUGGACCAGCUUGAUCACGCUCAGAUCUGCUCUACUACCACCCCCACAACGUCAAAGGGCCUUGUCGCUGAAGAUGAUACCUCUGACACAGAUGAGCUGACCAUGCUACAAUGUCAGAAUUGUCUGAAAUACAUUCCCUCUGACAUUCUGAAGGAGCACAAGCUGCUUUGCAAACAGUCCUUAAAUUGUGCAGAUGUUGAGGAUGAUGACUCUGAGGAUGAAAAACCCAGUCCUGGAAACGUCAGAGCUGCAGGUUUCUCCUUCUCAUCAUUGCAAAAGAAGAAGAGAGAAACAGAAGACAGAAACAUUGACCUGGAUAAGAUAAGCACCUGUCCGCUCUGUCAUCUGGCUCUUCCUGUAAAGACACUCGAAUGGCAUGAGACAAAAUGUGAAUUAUACAAACAUCUGAGCCUGGCAUGAUGGCUGGUGAAAGAAAAGCUAAAUAUGGUUGCUGGAAACUCCAAUCACCAAUCAUCAAUCAUCACAAUGCUUCUUAUAAAUCACCAUUGUCUGCUUUUAAUUAGAAAAUUUUAAAAUUGACUUAUUAGGCCAAGUGAAGGACAAAUGAUGCAAAAGUUUUAGACAUCCUGCGUGAGGGUACUUUAUGUGCAUACUUUAUUGGUUUUUUUUAUGACUAUUAACCCUUUUUAUGAUGCAGUUGUUUGGCUCUUUCAUACUUGUUUUUGUUUAAAUGUUACUGCGUGUUAAAUCCGGACAAACCUCAAACCACAGCAAAAAAUAAAGAUAACACAAGACAAACAAA